Cololabis saira (Pacific saury) is the source of this 4974-nucleotide messenger RNA. It is a transcript of the gene stk10, whose product is annotated as serine/threonine kinase 10. Gene Ontology annotation, molecular function: protein serine/threonine kinase activity; ATP binding. The transcript has 19 exons. NCBI's taxonomy places the organism in Eukaryota, Metazoa, Chordata, Actinopteri, Beloniformes, Belonidae. The coding region runs from base 335 to 3397 and encodes 1020 amino acids. Gene Ontology annotation, biological process: protein phosphorylation. The record is from RefSeq and is a predicted model, not a curated record.
CGGACGCGGACACAAGUCCAUCUGACUCCAGAGCGGCAGGUGGUUUAAACCGCGGAGUAAGACAUGUUUUUGCCUUCAAACCCAUAGAGCCCGGGCUUGAAAUUUGAAAUGGAUGGAGUAGAAUAACUUCUUUAAACUAGCUGAUCCCUUUUCUUUUACUUAUCGUUGUUAUUUUCUCAAGGAGCGGAAAGAGAAGAGAAGUGAAGUGAAGGGCUGCGCGUCUUUGCUGUGCGUAAUGCUUUCUGCGUAGAUCUCCGAGCCCGCUCAUCGUUCUUUACUCUUAUUAUUAUCAUUUUUUUUUUUUUAUCACGUUCAAGUGGCCCAAUUGUCCGCUAUGGCUCUCGCAAGAUUCAGUAAGAUACUCCGUCUGCCCACUAUUGAGAUAAAGAAGAAAGUCAAGCAGUACGAGCACGUCCAUCGGGACUUGAACCCAAACGACAUAUGGGAAAUAAUUGGCGAGCUGGGAGACGGAGCGUUCGGGAAGGUUUACAAGGCCAAAAACAAGGAGACGGGAGCUCUGGCCGCCGCCAAGGUGAUCGAGACCAAAUGUGAGGACGAGCUGGAGGACUACAUGGUGGAGAUCGAGAUCCUGGCUAAAUGUGACCAUCACUAUAUCGUCAAGCUGCUCGAUGCUUUUUACUAUGACGAAAAACUCUGGAUCAUGAUUGAGUUCUGCCCCGGAGGAGCCGUGGACGCCACCAUGCUAGAGCUGGACCGCGGGCUGACGGAGCCACAGAUCAAGGUGAUCUGCCGGCAGAUGCUGGAGGGUUUGGUCUACCUGCACAGCAUGAAGAUCAUUCACCGGGACCUGAAGGCCGGGAACAUCCUCCUCAUGCUGGACGGGGUCAUCAAACUGGCUGAUUUUGGCGUGUCAGCUAAAAAUACCAAAACCUUACAAAGAAGAGAUUCUUUCAUCGGGACGCCAUACUGGAUGGCUCCGGAGGUGGUGAUGUGUGAGACGAUGAAGGAUGCUCCGUACGACUACAAGGCCGACAUCUGGUCUCUGGGGAUCACUCUGAUCGAGCUGGCCCAGAUCGAACCCCCGCACCACGAGCUCAACCCCAUGAGGGUGUUGCUGAAGAUCGCCAAGGCGGACCCUCCCUCCCUCGAGGACCCGCGCAAAUGGUCAAAGGAUUUUAAAGAAUUCUUGAAGAAGACGUUGGAUAAAAAUCCCGAGACUCGGCCGACUGCGGCACAACUCUUGGAGCACCCUUUUGUGCGAUCCGUAACGUCCAACCGUCCGCUGAUGGAGCUGGUGGCCGAGGCCAAGGCUGAGGUCAUGGAGGAAAUUGAAGACAAUAGAGAGGAAGGAGAAGACGACGACACCAUGGAACUCACUGUGGCUUCAGGCAAAGAGCCCUGCCAGACGAGUCAGACUAGUUUGGAGGAAGAGCAAGCUCCAGACACCCCCAGUCCCACCACGUCCACCCCAACGCCCCCCAUACCCGUGCCCAGGAGAGGGGCCCAGCCGGAGGAGCAGCCGGGCCCCAUCACGGUGGUGCCCGUCCCCCUGCCUCGCCAGAAUCCUCCUCCCAAGGAACCGGACGACAUGGCAGACAAGCUGGCGGACGAGGGCAUUCUGGACUCGGACAAAUCGGAGAGCGAGGCGUCCACCAAGACCUCCAGCUCGGACUCGGGCAUCGAGGAUGGGAAGACGACUCCCACGCUGGAGGAAGACAAGGACAAAGUCGCCUCGGAGGGCGAGCGGCCGCCGUCUCUCCCCCGGUCCGAUGCAUCGGGAGAACACGCCGACGUCGUCACGGACCCGGAUAUUCCCCAGAUCCGGGUGUCCGAGGAGAACGGCGCCGUCACCGCGGGAAACGGAGAAUCACCGGCUGUGACUCCGGCGCCCACUCCCAAACCGUCCUCUGCUCCUUCCCCAUCACCCGGAUCCUAUUCUGAGGUGAACGGCAGUAUCAGCAAGGGUAGCGUCUCCUCUCAUCACAAUGGAGGGAUCUUCGAUAAGCGGUACUCGAACGCGGGCAGCCUGUCAGAGAGCAUGGACCUGUCCAUCCACAGAGAGAGCAUCUCUGCGUCUCCAAGGGCUUCAGCCUUUUCCAGUAAGACGUUGAAGCGAACGCGGAGGUUCGUCAUCGACGGGGUGGAAGUGAGCGUGACCACCUCCAAAAUCAUAGGGGAUGACGAGAAGAAAGAUGAAGAGAUGAGAUUCCUGAGACGGCAGGAGCUGCGGGAGCUGCGUUUGCUGCAGAAGGAGGAACAACGUGCUCAGGCUGUACUGAACGCCAAACUGGAGACACAAAAAGAUCAAAUGCAAAGACGCUUUGACCAAGAAAUGAAUACCAGGAAGAAGCACUACGACACAGAGCUGGAGAACCUGGAGAAGAACCAGAAGCAGACCAUUGAGAGGAUGGAGGGAGACCACAACGUCAAGCUCAAGGAGGAGACCAAGCGCAUCAAGGCGGAGCAGGAACGAGAACACCGCAGGUUCCAGGAUCAGUUAAAAAACAAGAAAAAAGAGGUCAAGCACUCUGUGGAUAAGCUGCCUCGAAGUCAACGCAAAGAAUCCCUGAGAGAGAGGAUGAAUUCCUUCCACGAGUUGAAGAUAAAAGACGAGGAGCAAUUCCUGGCGGAUCAGCGGAGAGAUCUGGACACGACGCUGAAGACGAUCAUCUCCAACAACAAGAGAGAGAUCGCGGAGAGGGAGAGGGAAUGUCUCAACAAGAAGCAGCAGCUGAUCAGAGAGCGCGAGGCUACGAUCUGGGACAUGGAGGAGAAAUACUUGUACGAGAGACACCAGAUGUUGAAGCAGCAGCUGAAAGACCAGUACUUCCUGCAGAGGCAUCAGCUGCUCAAGAAACACGAGAAGGAGCUGGAGCAAAUGCAGGCCUACAACCAGCGGAUGACGGAGAUCCUGAAAGCUCGCCAGCAGCAGGAGAAGAACCGCCUGCCCAAGAUCCAGCGCAGCGAGGCCAAGACUCGCAUGGCCAUGUUCAAGAAGAGCCUGCGCAUCAACUCCACGGGCAGCGCGUCGGAGGACCGGGAGAAGAUCAAGCAGUUUUCUCUGCAGGAGGAGAAGCGGCAGAAGGCCGAGAGGCUGCACCAGCAGCAGAAACACGAGAACCAGAUGAGGUCGAUGAUCGGCCAGUGUGAGAGCAACAUCAGGGAGCUGCAGCAGCUGCAGAAUGAAAAGUGCCACCUGCUGAUAGAGAAUGAGACCCAGAGGCUGAAGCAUCUGGAUGAGCAGCACAACCAGCUGCUGAAGGACUGGAGGGACCAGCUGAAGCCCAGGAAGAAGGCACUUGAAGACGACCUAAACACCAAGAAGAGAGAGCAGGAGGCGUUCUUCAGGAUGAGCGACUGUGCCGACUGUCCCAACCCCAGCUCUCCCCACAAACUCUCCAAGUUCGUGCCUUACCAAGACUCUUCUACCAUGUAGACGCGACGGCUGACGCUGCACGCUCCUCCGGCCCAGCGAGUCCAGUCGCUGCUGCCUCCCGUCUAACCAGCUUUCUUCAAUAAUGGCUAUCCCUCCAUUACGUUUCUUUGUUGUUUUAGUGGAUAUUUAUGUUUUAACUCGUGUUCAGAGCCUUUUUUUUGUUUGAUUUUCUUUUUUUUUCUUUUUUUAAAUGUGAUACAGAUGAUUUGAAUACUUAACCUUCUCCCAUUGUUUUAUUUUUGCAUUGAGGUCUUUUAGCACAACAGUGAAACAUGAGGAUAGUCUUCAUGUACAUGAGCUAAAUCUACCAAAUCAUCUGGUUUUGUGGGGAAAUAUUACAGAAAAGACACUUUAUGGCUGGAAGACUGUAUCCCAGCCAUUUUUUUUCCAUUUUUUUAAUUAAAAAAAAAACAAAAACAAAGCAUUGAGUACCAUUGAGCCGGUAAGCACUUUUUGAUUACUCCAAAUUUGACUAAGAUGUGCUUGACCUUUUUGUGCUUUACAAACUCCCCCUCCUCGUUUUUCUGUUUGAUCCAACCUUUUUUUUAUAUCCAGUAACACUGAUGUUUGCCACAUCGCUGCCAAAGUCUUAUUUAUUUUUAAUCAUAGAUAACAUGAUGCAGAUUUGACCCUGUGCAUUUUAAUUAUUUUGAAGGACGGGCUUUAAUAUGAUUAUUAACGGGGAAUGAGGCAACAAUAAUUAGAACUGAAAUAGCCUUUUUUAUGAUUUAGGAAUUGUAUUUUAUCAAACAAGGGAAAACUGUUUUCAUAUAGCGUUGCUGUGAGUUACUUUGUUGUAUAUUUACUGUAAGAUCAGACACACUGGAAGGGAACCGACAAAGCCAAAGCAAAAAAUACUGUUUGUUUGAAGGAUGUUGUAAAGGGGAUUCAAGUCCAAGUGAACUUUAGUUUUACUGAGUGCAGUAAACGAACUGCCCGCUAACCAAUGUGCAAUAUUACUUGUAUGUUUCUGCUAAACUUAAAGAGGAUUAUUUUUCUUAAACCUUACCUUCCUUUUGCACUGAGAGGGGGGAUUAUAUGAAGAGUGGAUGUAGCAACCUUUGAGAGGGAAACAUCCAUGUCUAUGUAAUGAUUUUGAAUAUUUAGUACAUAAAAAAAAGAGAGAAAAAAAAAAGCAAUAAAUAUGUAGUUUAACAGUUGAAAGGAUAUCUGAUUUUGGAACAUUGCUCUUCAACAUCACUGUUGCACCCCCUUAAGGAGAUUUAAGGGGGUGCAACAGUUCAGUUUGCUGUAAAGUGCCUGCAGAUGUUUAAUGAGAAAAGGAUUUGCAUAUUUACACUGAAUCAGGUACAGCUUCGUGGCUCAUGGCUCUCUCCCUCGCUCACACUUUUUCACAAGUAUUUAAAUUAAUUGCGACAAAGCAUUUCUGUAAUUUUUAAUGGCUUUAUUUACGUCUUCCUCUCUGUCUCAGUUUACAUAACGUGUGUGGAUGGAUUGUGAGUGUGAAUGAAACUGUAUCAGAUGAUCAUAAGGAACCACUGAUGUAAAUAACUCGUAAUAAAUUGCAGAUUUUCUAAUUGUUGGAGUGUGGUCAAGAAGUUUUCUUUCUCUACCCC